Molecule: messenger RNA, 837 nt
Organism: Symbiodinium sp. CCMP2456
Lineage: Eukaryota; Dinophyceae; Suessiales; Symbiodiniaceae
Source: the annotation of a GenBank genome assembly
AUGCUGCGAUCAACAGGCGCAGAUUGCUGGUCAGCAUUGCAGAAGAACCAUGCCCUGGUGGCAUGCCCUUUGUGCAGGUUGAAUGCGAGCGGCGAGCGUAACGUGUCUUUCCUCGCAGGCAUUUUAGAUUAUUUUGCCGCUGUUUUCUCUUCUCCGGCAGGUUCCUUUCAGCGAUUGUCCGCUGAGCCAUGUGGGCUUCAGCUCAGUGCCUUGACAUCCAAUCUCCCCGGCCUCGCCAUGUUCGCUCCCAGCCAGCAGUCCAUGUCAGCAGCCGAGCAGCAGGAGACGAAGACCUGGUUGACCUCCGUGGCCUUCACGAGCGCCACCAUGGAGGCUUUCGAGAAGCACGCCAUCGGCAAGAACCAGCUGGCCUACUUGGAAGACACGCACUUGAAGCAGAUGAACAUCUGCAUCGGCGACCAGCUGCGCAUCAAGAAGGCUGCCCAGGAGCUGAAGCAGGAAGAGGCCAGGCAGCAGGCCAUGCAGGAAGCAGAGAGGGCCAACAAGAUUGUGGCCACCUUCGCAAACAAGUUUUCUUGCUGUGGCUUGCCAUGUACGCCGUUCCAGCACCAUCGCACGACGUGGCAGAUGUCCGAGGCGGGCAUCGUCGAACACAAGGGUCUUGGACUGGGCAAAGGCGUCAAGCAGAACAACAUCGACUUUGCGCAGGUGGCCGACGUGGACCGUCAGUCAUCGGGCUGCGGUGGCUGCUUGGGCACCGUGACGCUCACAACCACCACCUCCGAGAUCUACGCGCUGAAGACGGACCAAAGCAAGGUGGUUUUCGACGAUGUCAGGAAGCACUGGCAGGCGGCAAAAGCAGCAGGAACCGCCUGA